Mesoplodon densirostris (Blainville's beaked whale) is the source of this 1456-nucleotide messenger RNA. RefSeq lists its product as uncharacterized. The transcript is spliced from 4 exons. NCBI's taxonomy places the organism in Eukaryota, Metazoa, Chordata, Mammalia, Artiodactyla, Ziphiidae. The coding region runs from base 1 to 936 and encodes 311 amino acids. The record is from RefSeq and is a predicted model, not a curated record.
AUGGCACCUCACAGCCAUCCGCACUUGCCCUCCUUCCUUGUGUUUUCCUCGCUCACCCUUCCUUCCUCACUGCACCCGGCCGCCCGCCCCUGGGGCCACGCUCCCCAGACCCUCCACCUCGGCGAGCGCGGGCCCGGCGGGGCUCGCAUAACGGGCGGCCCCCGGGAAUCAGAGGUCGUCCCCGCCACACCUUGGGCCGUCGGCGCCGUGGCCGCCUCCGCCGGGCACGGGGGCAAAACUGCGGCUGCGGCCACCACCGGCCUCCCUUACGUCGCGUCCGAGACGGUGGGCUCGGACCCCCCACUCCCAACUAACCUCCAGGCGGAAGCAGGAAGUCGAGGGGCCAGUUUCCGGCUGCGCCAUUGCAGUGUGGGGCCCGGGACCUGGACUUCGAGCACGCGGGGAGGGUGGGGCGGCGCCCGGGUUUCCGGGGAGCGGCAGGUGAGGCCGCGUGGGGCGAGCGGCGGCGCCCGGCUGGUCGCUGGCUCGGAGCCCGAGUCUCGCGCCUUCUGUCGGGGCGGCGUCCUGCCUGAGGCUCGGGUGGGCUCCGGCCUCCGGGAGCCGGUCCGGAAGCACGGAGGGCCCCCUACCUUUGCCCCCGAAGUCAGCCGGGGAACAGCCGCUCCCCUGCAGGAGCCCGGCUGUGGGUGGAGGGCCCCGGUGGGUAAGGUCCGUGACCCUGGGAAACUCCAGCCAGAGAGCGGCGGCAAGAAAGGAGUUGGUUCCCACAAACCGCCCAGAGUCAAGGUGAUUCCGAUGAACAGACAAGCAUGGGAACCACUGAUCUCGACAGCUCUGUUACCUCACGACUUCAAGAAAACCCAACUUCAGCUUCUCCUGGACUACCUGCUCUGCCCUCGAUCCAGAGCUGUAAAGAAGUACCCUCAACCAAAUCAUGCUCUCCAUCUCCAGCCUGGCACCUCGCAGGAUCUCUAGACCCGGAGCUGCAUCCCCUCUCACCUUCUUACCCACACAGAACUGAGACUCCCUCCAGCCCCCCCCCCCAAAUUCUGGUCUGAAUCUUGUCAAUUCUUACCACUUAAUAGCUCCAGGGUCUGUCCACAGACACCAGCCUGGUGCAACCCCUACUCCGUCUUCCACCUGGCCUACGGGCAGGAAGGAGCCUCUGUGCUGUAGUGAUCAAACAGUGGACUCAACAGAUGGACUGCCUGGGUCACGGCCUGGUUUCAGCACUUGCCAACCAACGUUGGUCCAGUUGCUCUGUGUCUCAACCUCCUCUUCUGUGAAAAGAGGGGAUGAUAGCCUCUAGGUCUGUAUGAGGAUUAGAAGAGAUAAUGUGAAUAAGUUCCUAGAACAAUACUUGGUCCAUGGUUUCAUGUUUCCAUAAACAUUAACUCCCAUUACUCCUUAUUAUUUCCUCACUUCCUUUCUUGCCACCUUUGAAUUCAUUUUCCUGGAUUAAUCAUUUUCAAAUAAACUCUGAUCCUUCACCUUC